Folsomia candida is the source of this 886-nucleotide messenger RNA. Its product is annotated as group XIIA secretory phospholipase A2. Gene Ontology annotation, biological process: phospholipid metabolic process; arachidonate secretion; lipid catabolic process. The record is from RefSeq and is a predicted model, not a curated record. Gene Ontology annotation, cellular component: extracellular region. Gene Ontology annotation, molecular function: calcium ion binding; A2-type glycerophospholipase activity. The transcript has 3 exons. NCBI's taxonomy places the organism in Eukaryota, Metazoa, Arthropoda, Collembola, Entomobryomorpha, Isotomidae. Bases 352 to 765 code for a protein of 137 amino acids.
GUGUAACAGAUACAUUUAUCCAAUUAUCAAUUUGUUUUCAACCAACUAAGGAAGAACACUUGAUUUAAGCUUUUUCAGAAUUGAAGCCACCUUCACCUACUUAUUUUCGCCACCUUGGUCGCAUUCUGACAUUCUGACAUUAUUACUUAUCUUAUUGACAUUAUUACUUAUCGAUGCCUGAUACAAUGCCUGAAUAAAACCAGGCAAACCGCACUUCAGUAUCAAACCAUUUCUUCCUCAGGACAGAAUAUAAAUUGAGAUCUUUAAUAAUCCGUCAGGUCACAAAACUUAUCCAACUCCAGGUCCAAACAUCUCUUUAAUUUUCAAUCGAUACCGUUCCUGAAUCUAAUCAUGUCUACCUUCACGGCGUUAAUAUCUUUCACUAUUUUCUUGGUUUUCCUCAAUGCUGCGCUUGCUGCAGAAGAUUGCGUCGCAUGUGCCGACGGUGCAAUUCCCAUCUGGAAUGGGAACCCACCCACAAAAAAUGGUUGCGGAUCUGGUUGGUAUAGUCCGAUUCUUAACCAAGUCGUGACCAGUCUGACAAUAAUGUGCUGCAAUGGACACGACAUCUGCUACGGGACAUGCGGUUAUGCAAAAACUACUUGUGACACAGCCUUCUCGAGUUGCCUCAAAACAAUGUGCGACAAUUUUCCAGAAGAGGGAAUAUGUAUUAGAGGAAUCAUGUCAUUUUUCGUGGAGAAAUUUGGAUGCUCUGCUUACACAGGAGCUCAGGGUGAAAGCUGUAUCUGCACUCCGCUAGGGUAACGCUAGCCAUCAGGUUGAGAAGAAAUGCGUGGAAUGAUUGUAAUUGUAAUUGUUAAGUAUCUUAAUGCACUGAGUUGUUGAUCAUACAAAUGCGUAAUAAAUUUGAAUUGGAACCGCGUUA